AGGGAGUGGCGCGGGGCUUCCAUCCCAGGACCCCGGGAUGACAGCCUGAGCCGAAGGCAGACACUUAACCGACAGUCACGCAGGCGCCCCAGUGGGGUUCUUUUUCUUCUUCUUUUUACUGACUCCUACCGGGAAGAUAUUGUUGGGGGAAGAUACUGUUGUUUGGGAACCGGUCUCAGAGGAUCUCCGUUGGCCCCUUCACCAGAAGAUAAGGAAGAGAGCGCCUUCUGUGUCCCCCCUGGCAGAUCACCUGUUGCGGCAUAAUCUAAAAGGCUGAGGAAACUGAAGACGCUGCUUCUCUGUUGCCCUGAAGUCUUCACCAUGCACCAGAGGGACAUUGAGAACAUCGUGGGGGUUCUCAAGGACAAAUGCCUUUUCACGGGACAACAGGUGACCAGGAUUUUGCACAGAUGCCCCUAUGUUCUUCGGGAGGACCCUGGUGACCUCGAAUACAAAUUCCAGUAUGCCUACUUUAGGAUGGGGGUUAAACAUGCGGACGUGGUGCGGACCGACUUCCUGCAGCACUCCAUAACCAAGAUCAAGCAGAGACAUGUGUUCCUCGAGCGCCUAGGGCGGUACCAGACCCCUGAUAAGAAGGGCCAGACACAGAUCCCCAAUCCUUUACUCAAGGACAUUCUGAGAGUCUCAGAAGCUGAGUUUCUGGCCAGGACAGCCCAUUCUUCUGCUGAGGAGUUUGAAGUUUUUAAGAAGCUCUUUGCUCGGGAGGAGGAAGAGGAGUCUGAGAGGCAGAUGCCUGACAUGCAGAGCUUAAGUCUAGACGAGGAGGAUGAGGAGGAGGAAGAAGAGGAGGAUGAGGAGGAGGAAGAAGAGGAGGAUGAGGACGAGGAGGAGUGGCAGUAGGACUGGAAUGAAGAGCCCACAGAUAACAAAGAACAUUACAAAUUUUUAAAGCUUCUGAGAGCUUCACUUGGAUCAUCUCAGGUUAUUUUUCCUUCUAAAACUGCCGUUCUGAUGAAAACAUUGUUAUAAAUCUCCUGAGACUGGAUAGGAGCUGCAUUAGGUUGAUGUGUUGUCAGGUCUCUGUGGGGAGGGCCCUCUUCCCUCCUGCAUGGGAGGCGGACUCUGAGCGGGCGAGCCCGGGGACUCGAUACCUCAGCAUGUGGUUUUGGUUUGUGGGGAAUGGGGUUCCUCCGUCUGGUUCAGGAGUCGUCGUACGUUUUCUCUUAGGGACAAAGGUGAAAUAGGAGCAGGCAGUGAGGUUUUAGUACAUCAUAGCACUUCAUCCUAUGAAAACAAGUAGCAGGUUUCCCACAAAAACACUCGUGUCUUUAAUUCUCAAAUGCUGCUUCAUAGGCGCGUCCAGUGUGCAGCAUCGUAAAGGAACGUGGUUAGUGACGUACGGUCUCGUUUUGCACGGCUUCCUAAUGGCAGCCAAGUGUUGGAGUACUUCUCUCUCUCCUUGAAGAAUAGGUCCUGGCUCUGACCUUGCAGGGAAGUUGGCCUUCACACCAGCUCGUGGCCAGUGGGCUGCGUGCACACAUGCACAUGAGUGUGCCGUCCAGUCCCCUCCCCACUGCCCAUCACACAGAUGCGGCUUCUGACACCAGAGGAGACAAGAGUCUUUGAGCGGGACGGGCCUGGUUUCGUGCACCGUGGUGGUGGUGGGCGUCCCCUCGGGGAACCCGGUGGGCCUGAGGGGUGAUUCGGGUGAGGGGGUGAAUUUGACAUUAGUCAUCUCUGAGGUAGAGGCCCAGCCCUGACAGCGUGGGCUCUGUGAGGAGGACUGGCGCACCCAGAAGGUCCCCAGCGGGGGGUGGCUGGCACAUGGUUGACCGUGCAGGAAACAUUUUUGGUGAUUGUCCAAAAUCCAGGUCUUGGCAGCAUUUUAACAACAUGGUAAAAUUCCUGGUCCUUGGCCUUACUUUUCCCACAGAGACCGUGUAAGAAUCCUGUCAGGUAGCAGUUCCCACCUGGAGCGAUCGUGACCCAGGGAACAUCCAGCAACAUCUGAGGACGUUUUUGGUUGUUAGGACUUAAGGGGGGUGCUGUUGGGACCCGGAGGCUGGAGGCUGGGCUGCCGCAAAACAUUGUGCGGUGCACUGGACGGCCUUGAAACAACGGUCCAGCCAGAGAUGCCAGCCGGAAGUGGCCCGAGGCCUGGUCCAGUAGAAUGCAAUUGUAUGGAUUCAUGAGAACAUCAGAUUUGAAGCAGCCUUGCAUUUAUUUUGUUUCUUUAAUUGAAAAGAAAGUACAUAGCUGAGUUUUAAGUUCGUUUUCCACGUGCACUAGAACGCCUGCUGGUAGGUUUGGGGCCUCAGCACUGAGGGGCAGAUGCUCUGUUUUCUCGGGGCUCUUGUUCGAGCACGACGGCAAAGAGAAAGACAUUUUCUGCCAAAGAAAAGUAGCUCAGUAAAUCCCUGCGCAUUGGAGUGAGAUGUCGAGGCAGGAGGAGUCCUGGCCAACGGAGGUGCUGGAGGCGGCUGGCCCUGCCGGGUGGGUUUGCUGGCAGGACAGCGGUGGGAUAGGCGCAGGUCUCCUCAUCCGCUUCCGUGGCAGCCCACACGCUGUGGGAAGGAAGGCUGUGUCUUUGCUGGUUUUCUUGGCCACAGGCAAGGUGACAUGAAAAUGAAGGCAUUUUGCUCUGCCAGUGUUUUAACUUCUCUUCCAUUUUGUGGCAUCCCAAGUGACCGGCACUUUCCCUGGAACCUAGGAUGGGUGCUUGUGCCCAGUCGGGGACUAAGUAGAAUUAUAAACGUGCGUGAUCAGAACGGCUAACUUAGCAUCAUGAGUGCUCCUUUCAUUUUGAUACGGAAAUAAAUUUCUGUGCACCUGAGAAUUUUCUGAUUGCAUUAUUAUUAAUUUCCCCGGGUGGAGUUUGAGUAUAUGUUUGAGGAAGAUGCCAGAGUUUUACAAAGGAACCGUGUGAAGAAAGCAGUGUCUCCUUUCAAAUGUUUUCCAGGAUGAAUUGUAAUUCCUUUAGCGUCAGGAAGUCUUUCACUAGAUACCAAACUUGUGAGACAGCAAGGUGGGUUAAUUGUAAGACAACAGCACCAAGCUCAGGAUUCAGUAGACUGUUUUUUGUAGAAACACGUUUCUAAGUUAAAAACUGGAACACACUAGAGUCCACCUCAUGACUGAGGGGCGUGAGGUUAUUAACAUCGUAGUAGAGAGUUUAUCUACUUUUCCAGUGAUAUCACUUGACCUUGCCGCUUGCUAGUGAUGCUGUAGCUUAUACAGGUGCACGGUGACGGGUCCCGGCGACAGAGCAGGCGUCAGCAGGACGUGUGCCCGGGCCUGGCUUUCUCUGGGCUCACCCAGGGUGGGAGCCCCAGACGCAGCCCGGCUGUCUUCUCCCAGUGGGCCUGGGGCACCGGUGCGUUCUGGAGUACAGUAGAGACUUCUGGAAAUGACAGUUCCUCCUCCGGAAAAUAACAGAUUGUCUAAUACACAGACAUAUGCACGCAAAACUUUAAUAAAAAUAAAAAGCCUAUAAUAUA
Messenger RNA from Canis lupus familiaris (dog), 3458 nucleotides. It is a transcript of the gene MTERF4, whose product is annotated as mitochondrial transcription termination factor 4. Lineage: Eukaryota; Metazoa; Chordata; Mammalia; Carnivora; Canidae. The transcript has 3 exons. The record is from RefSeq and is a predicted model, not a curated record. Gene Ontology annotation, cellular component: mitochondrion. Gene Ontology annotation, biological process: mitochondrial ribosome assembly; regulation of DNA-templated transcription. Gene Ontology annotation, molecular function: double-stranded DNA binding. The coding region runs from base 322 to 861 and encodes 179 amino acids.